Molecule: messenger RNA, 2336 nt
Organism: Sinocyclocheilus anshuiensis
Lineage: Eukaryota; Metazoa; Chordata; Actinopteri; Cypriniformes; Cyprinidae
Product: titin-like
Exons: 8
Coding region: 160-1428 (422 amino acids)
Source: RefSeq, a predicted model, not a curated record
GGCUGAACGCAGCCCUGUUCUGACACUUCCGUGGAGUUUUCGAAGCAAAUUCAAGCAACGAGGCGUGUCACGUGAUUUAGAUGGGCGCGUAGCUGGAUCUCUUCACCUUUUCCGCUGGGGACUCUUGUGAUUAAAUAUGAUUUUUGAAGACACUUGUUGAUGCAGAAUAUGUUUUUCUCUCGUGCUUUGUUCAUUUUGCGUGUGCAAGGUUAUAGUAUUAUCAUCUUGACCCUGGUGGAAUCUCCACAAAUCUUACCCGGAACAUGUCCGAGAUUUACAGUGAGAGUUUCAGUGAUGGAGGGAGAUUCUGUGACUUUUUACUCUGAUCCUACUAAACUACAGGUAGAUGAUGUGAUACAGUGGAGGUUUGAAAAUGAAAAUCUAUGUAUAGCUAAAAUCAGUGAUGAGAAAACGAUAACAUGUGAUGAUGAGAGAUUCAGAGAGAGAUUUAAGCUUGAUCGUCAGACUGGAACUCUCAAAAUCAGGAAUAGCAGCACAAAAGACACUGGACAUUACGAAUUUAGAAAGACCAGAAGCGGAGACUUGGAAGCAUUCAAAUGUUUUGGUGCUACUGUCUACGGUUCUUUACCUGUUCCUGUCAUCACCAAUAUCUCUUCACAAUGUUCUUCAUCAAACCAGAAUUGUUCACUGGUGUGUUCAGUGGUGAAUGUGAGUCAUGUGACUCUCUCCUGGUACAAAGGAAACAGUUUAUUGUCCAGCAUCAGUGUGUCUGAUCUCAGCAUCAGUCUCUCUCUACCUCUGGAGGUGGAAUAUCAGGAUAAAAACACCUACAGCUGUGUGCUCAACAAUCCCAUCAGCAACCAAACCAAACUUUUGGACAUUAGUCAACUCUGUCACACAUGUGCAGCUCGUCUUCCUGUUCCUGUCAUCACUGGUAACUCUUUAAACUGUCCAUCAUCUGAAAGAUCCUCAGUGUCCACAUGUUCACUGGUGUGUUCAGUGGUGAAUGUGAGUCAUGUGACUCUCUCCUGGUACAAAGGAAGCAGUUUAUUGUCCAGCAUCAGUGUGUCUGAUCUCAGCAUCAGUCUCUCUCUACCUCUGGAGGUGGAAUAUCAGGAUAAAAACAGCUACAGCUGUGUGCUCAACAAUCCCAUCAGCAACCAGACUCAACAUCUGGACAUCAGUGGACUCUGUCAAGAUUGCAGUUCAUGGUCGAUUACAAUCAUCUGCAGUUGUUCUGCAGUAGUUCUGGCUGUGAUCGCAAUUGUGAUGUGCUGUCUUUACAGGAAAUACAGAAAACCAAGGCCAAAAGUGAAUUGUUUUGAACCACCUGCACAUGCAGCUGAAACCGUUCAGACAGACGAGAGUGAGGUAGCUUACGCCGAAACAACAUUUUUACCUAAUGUACAAAACAAGAAGCCCAAUGGGACAGAAGAGACUAUAUAUUCCACCGUCAAUAGACACUGAUCAAACAAGCAGCAGUCUCUCAUUUCACCACAAUGGCUUUGCACACCUGCAUCUGUCAGUAUUACUACACUUGAUCGAGGAGAGGAAAACAUGAUAUGCCCUUGAUUUUCUUUGCUUUUUAACUUAAAAGAAAAGAUUUUGAAGAAUGUUGGGGUCCAAACAACAUUGGGCCGCAUUCACUCUUAUUGUAUAAAAUGUGUAUUAAAAAUAUUGUAUAAAAAUACUUUUUUUCAAAAUAUCUUCAUAUGUUAUAUAGGCUUGGUAUGACAUGAGGGAGAGUAAAUGAUGACAGAAGGAUGACAAUAUCUUUACGUUGAUCAGGUUGUGGCAGAACAAGCAUGUCUAAUAUAUAGGAAAUAAAAGACUGAACAACUUAUUCAACAUUGGACUGAACUUUGUUUGUGUGUUUCGUUUUAGUUUUUUUGCAUGUCCAAAUUCCCCUCUGACUAAUAAAUCUAUAUUUUGCAUGUAGACGCAGCGAGAGUUAAAAUGACUAUUAAAAACAACUGACUUAAGUCAGAAAUUACUUAAUUAUUGUACAAAAAAGGCGGUUUCAUAUGUGAUGCAUUAAAAUCAGAAACUUGCAUGCCUUGUUUAUGCUCUUUCAGCUUGUCUGAUCCACAGAAUAACUGGCAGUUACUUAUGUCCUCAGGGUUCUUAUGUAAAGCCACAAGACUCCACCCCAGCUCCUGCUGUCAUUCCAGUAAUUCUUAGCUUUCUGCCCUGUAUCAUAGCACUGCAAGUCAUUACAUGUCUCAUCGUACACUAUUGCUUUACACUCACAGGCUUUGUGCUGCAUCUGAUGAAAUUUGACCCUGAUCUGUGCUGUUUGUUUCUGUUAAAAGUUUAUUCUCUUUUUGUUUUUCCCCUUUUCAUUGUUGUUAGUAUUUUUAUAGAAAGCCCAAAGU